This is a messenger RNA of Solea solea (common sole), 5992 nucleotides long. Its product is annotated as ral guanine nucleotide dissociation stimulator-like. The record is from RefSeq and is a predicted model, not a curated record. NCBI's taxonomy places the organism in Eukaryota, Metazoa, Chordata, Actinopteri, Pleuronectiformes, Soleidae. The transcript is spliced from 18 exons. Gene Ontology annotation, biological process: Ras protein signal transduction; positive regulation of GTPase activity. Gene Ontology annotation, cellular component: plasma membrane. Gene Ontology annotation, molecular function: guanyl-nucleotide exchange factor activity. Bases 20 to 2683 code for a protein of 887 amino acids.
AGGAGAAGGAGGGGAGUGGAUGCAGGGUUGUUGUUGGGAAGAGGAGGAGGAGGAAGAAGGAGUCUUCAGAGAGGCAGAGAGAGAGCGAGCAGCUCGGGGAGUUCCUGCCUCCUUCAGGAUAUUUGUUCCCCUUUUAUUUGUCUGUGUGUGUGUGUGUGUGUGUGUGUGUGUGCGGAGCAGCAGCAGCAGCAGCAGCAGCAGCAGCAGCAGCAGCACGGUGCGUUGUCUGUGCAGCAUGGAAACCAAGUCUGUGUUCAGUCUGCACCGAGCUCUCGCUCAACCCGUCAAGAUGUGUAUGUUCGAUUUCCCCGUGACAAUCCUGGACGACCUGAGCUCGACGCAGGAGAUCGGCGAGGAGGCCGAGGACGACGCCAUCUUCACCAUCACGCUCAGGAAGGUGCAGCUGCACCAGUCGGCCAGUAAAGGGCAGCGGUGGCUCGGCGUGGAGACGGACUCGGCGCUCAGCCUCUACGAGACGUGCAAGGUGCGGACGAUCAAGGCGGGCACGCUGGAGCGUCUGGUGGAGUACAUGGUGUCAGCGUUCAGGGGCAAAGACUCCACCUACGUCACCAUCUUCCUCUGCACGUACCGCUCCUUCGCCUCCACCAGGCAGGUGCUGGACCUGCUGCUCAACAGGUACGCGAGGCUCCAGAAUGUUCCUGCAGCCUCAGCACACAGACUUUCCCAGGACGACCGCACAGAGCUGAGGAACACCGUGUCGUCCAUCCUGGGGGCGUGGCUGGACCAGUACUCCGAGGACUUCUGGACUCCUCCCACCUACGACUGCCUACACCAGCUGCUGUCUUACCUGCACCUCCACUUCCCCGGCUCUGACCUGGAGCGUCGCGCUCGCAACCUGCUCGCACACUUCCACCGCCGGCAGCAGUGUGAGCCUGAUCCUGACGGGGAAAACAUCGGCUGUCCUUUCGCCACGCAGGAAGAGAGCGGCUUUGAGGACGAGCUUCCUGCGUUCAGUUUCCUGUCCUUUGACCCCAUCAUGGUCGCAGAGCAGUUCACGCUCAUGGACGCGGACCUGUUUAAGAAGGUGGUGCCGUACCACUGUCUGGGCGGCAUCUGGUCUCAGCGAGAUAAGAAGGGGAAGGAGCACCUGGCUCCCACCAUCAGAGCCACCGUGGCUCAGUUCAACUCCGUCACUAACUGCGUCAUCACCACCUGCCUCAGUAACCCGGCGCUGAAGCCCAACCAGCGAGCGCGGCUGCUGGAGAGGUGGAUCGACGUGGCGAGGGAAUGUCGGAUCCUGAAGAACUUCUCGUCCUUACGUGCCAUCCUCUCCGCCCUGCAGUGCAACGCCAUCCACCGCCUGAAGAGGACGUGGGAGGAAGUGUCACGCGAGAGCUUCCGCACUUUCCGUGAACUCUCCGAGAUCUUCUCCGACGACAACAACUACUCUCUGAGCCGGGAGCUGCUGGUGAAGGAGGGAACGUCUAAAUUUGCCACUCUGGAGAUUAACCCCAAACGAGCUCAGAGGAGACACCAGCAGCAGAGAGACCUGGGAGUGAUGCAGGGCACCAUUCCAUACCUGGGGACCUUCCUGACUGACCUGGUGAUGAUGGACACGGCCAUGAAGGACUACACUGAGGGAGGACUCAUCAACUUUGAGAAGAGAAGGAAGGAGUUUGAGGUGAUCGCUCAGAUCAAACUUCUUCAGUUGGCCUCCAACAACUACAGCUUCACUCAGGACAGUCACUUCAGAGAGUGGUUCUCUGGUGUGGAGAAACUCAGCGAGGCAGAGAGCUACAACCUGUCGUGUGAGAUCGAGCCUCUGUCGGAGUCUGCGAGCAACACGCUGCGAGCCAAGAAGAACGGCGGCAUCAUGAAGCGCUGGAGCGAUCGUCAGCUGACGGAGGGCGGAGCCGGCGCGGGCUCUCACUCCAAGUCCUUCGACCACUCACACUACAGACCGUACCAAGGGGGCGGGGGGGACAGCGGCGACGCCCUCAGCGUGACCUCGGUCAGCUCCAGUGGUUCAGACCUGGAGGACGUGAACGCCAGCUUCCUGUCCGACUCUCCUGAAGGACAUGAGCGCAAGACGUCGACUCCGUCAGUGAAACUCACCGUCUCUGCUUUAGGGAGAGAAGCUCCAGCUGCUGACUCCACCUCCACGUUCUGGGAGUGCACGUCUCUGUCGUCCCUCGAGACCUCGGGGACAGGCUCCAGCUCGGGCUCGGCGUCCGGCUCCAGCAGCGCGUCCUCGUCCUCCGUGUCCUCGUCCACGCCACUGUCGGCGUCGCGCUCGCACAAGCGCUCGGUGUCGGCGGUGUCCAACUACUCGACGCUGUCCCUGCCGCUGUACAACCAGCAGGUGGACGACUGCUGCAUCAUCAGGGUCAGCCUGGACGUGGAGAACGGCAACAUGUACAAGAGCAUCCUGGUGACGAGUCAGGACAAGACUCCGGCCGUCAUCAGGAAGGCGAUGAUCAAACACAACCUGGAGCGAGAGAAGACGGAGGAUUACGAGCUGAUGCAGAAAAUCUCUGAGGACAAAGAGCUGCGAAUCCCGGACAACGCCAACGUCUUCUACGCCAUGAACUCCACUGCCAACUACGACUUUGUGCUGAAGAGGCGUGGCCCGGCGCGGCCGCUGCGAGCCAAGGCCGUGGCGAGCUCCACGCUGCCGCGCAUGAAACAGAAGGGUCUGAAAAUCGCCAAAGGGAUUUUCUGAGACGCAGACGCACACACACGCACGCACGCACGGCCCCCUGCCUCACCCCCUCACCCCUCACCCUCUCACCCUCUCCGGUCACCGCGCCUCAGAGGAAACGGAAAACAAACCGGAAAGUUUUUCACGAGUUUUGGUUUGAAGACGAAAACGAGUCGUCGCUCGUCACGUUUUCCUGCGAGGAUUUGAAGAGGCGGAGUCACUCUGGAGACACGCCCCCACCCCACCCCCACAGAGAAGCUGUUUUGUGUAAGCCGCCGCCCUGGUGGCUGGACUGGUCAAACUCUGUGCCCGUGUUGCCGUGGUUACGUGCUGGUUUUUUUACACUUUUGUUAACGUUUGUUUACAUCGUCACGUGAUCACCGUCAGACGCACACGCGGGAUUAACGCGCCUUCAGUGGAAGACUUUUUUUAAUCCCUCCAUCGUCUCUGCCUCUGCUGCCGUCCUCACGCUCGCCCCCUGCUGGCCUGGAGUGCACACACACACACACAGCGCCCAGCGCUCGCUGUUUGGACGUCUUUCUACAUUUUUUCAGGGAACUUUUUUGUCGUGAGCGUACGGCUGCCUUUACUGCCUCGCCACCGCGCUCCUGGACGUUUUCUCUCUGCGACGCUAGGACGAAAAAAAAGGAAAAAAAAAAAGGGUCACGACGGUUGACAGGAAGUGACAGGAAGUGACAGGAAGUGACUGGAAGACACGGAGUGGAAAUGGAUUAAACGCCACUAUUUCUUCUUUUUUUUCUCUUAACCACUACAUCGUGUGUGAUCACGUGAGAGUUUGUGAUCACGUGAGAGUUUGUGAGCGGAGAACAAACAAACAUUGUAAAUAUCUUUCACUCAUUCAUUCACUUGAUAUCAACACUUUUUUUUUACUCGUCCGUGUUUUGUUUAUUUUUCACUGCUCUGCUCUGAUUGGCCGCUGCUGCCGAUCAUCACGUUUCUGAAAAGGUCGUAGGUCGUACGAGCCGCCGCUUCACUGACUCUGACUCCCGGCGGCCAUGUUGGAAAAAACAAGAAAACAAACCACUUCAUAAUAAUUCUAAUAAUCAUAAUCAUUGAAAUGUCAAGAAGCUGAAAUAGCUGACAACUGAAAAUGUUUCUUAAAAAUUACAUAAUAAUUAAUUUAUUUUGAUUAUUAUUAUUAUUAUUAUUUUUAUUAUUAUAAUCAGAAAUAUUUGCUGAUUCAUUCACAGCAGAGAAAUCUUCAGGCUUCCGUACGCCAACGUAUCUAAAUCAUUAUUAAUCAGAAUAAAUCAUUUCAUUUGAAGUCAUUUAUUGGCGUAGAAAGAAAUCAAGCUUUAAUCUUUAAUGAGAGAAUAAAGAAAUAAAAAAGAAAGGAUUUUUCCAACAUGGCGGCUCCUCCUUCACUUUCAUCAACAAACACUUUUCUACAUGUGCCAUGAGUGUGUGUGUGUGUGUGUGUGUGUGUGUGACUGCUGCUGGUUUAAAAUGUGAGAGGAACAAUGAUGAAGAUGAUGAUGAAGAUGCACAAACAGAGAAAAACAAACAGUCACUUCUUUUCUUUGUCUUUUUUUCACGGCUGCAACAUUUGAAUCUGACGAUCACUAAAUGAAUCAACAGGUUUUUCAGCUUAAAUUAAAUUAAAUUCUUCUCAUUUCACUUUAUUUCACAGUGAUUAUUUUCACGUCAUGUUUUCGGUUCCAUGUUGAUCCGCGUUUGUCAAAUGUCUUUGUUUUUGUCCACAAACUUUUUUCUUUGUUUUUACGGAGCAAAGAAACAGAAAAUCUUCACAUUUAAGAAGCUGAAAAAUGAAAAAAACUUAAAAAAGUUGAUUUAAUUGAUUUACUCACUUUACUCAUUAAUAAUGAUUCAUUGUCGCAGCCGUGGUUUGUUUUUAAAGGAAAAAUCCGACCUAACCUUAUAUAACAACACGACUUCCAUCAAUGGUUGUCAUAACAACAAUAAUAAUAAUAAUCUUUUAUUUUGAAUUUUGAAGGCAGUUAUUGAAAUCAAAUCCGUUUGUGGACGAAAAAAAAAAUUUGAUAAAAUUUUAAUUAAAUUAAAUGUAUUGUUUUUCUGUUUUUGUGAGGAAAAUAACCCACAGUUGAAGCUGCCUCAGGUUACCACGGCAACAGCACUUCCUGCUGUCGGCCACACAGCAUUCUGGGAAAUGUGAGGAAAAAGGGAAAGGUUGCAUUUGUCCUGAUUUUUCAUAUCAUAAGAGAACUCAGUGGAGCCCCCUGCUGCCUUUGUCGUCCUUUACUUUUGUUUUGUUACUUUUUGUUUGUUGUUUUUGCCUGAAUGAAUGAAUGAAUGAAUGAAUGAAAGUUCAUAAUCCUGUCAACGAUCAAACCAUUGAGGAAAAAAACAAAAAAUGUCCCCAGAAAAGCAAUAUGGCUGUGGAUGAUGAUGUCGUUGUCGUUGGCUGUUGAUCACUGUGACCUUGUCCUGUCGAGCACUGUGAACACAAACAAACAAACAAACAAACAAACAAAGAGAAGUCAUUCCCCGCUAACGAUGAUGAUGAUGAUGUCACACUGAAGGAAACGCGUGCCAAAAACCAGAGAAGAGGAUUUUAACGUCCUCGGCCUUUACAGAGAAAAACAACAACAAAGCGCUGAAUCCUUUUACCCUUGAUUUCACUUGGGUCUGGGGUUCCAACAGGUCCUUGAAAUCCUUGAAGGUUUGUGAAAUAGUUUGGAAAAAAAAAGUCAAGGCCCUUGAAAGUUUGUUUUUAGUUUGGAACGAAAACCGAGAAAACGUGAAGGUCAUGUGAUCAAGCGCGUUUCCUCGUUUGCGAACUUUCAGCUUUUGAACGUACAGUUUAGUUACGCACAGUUUGCGAACUUUCAUUUUAUGAAUGUACAGUUUGCGAACUUUCAGUUUAUGUACGUACAGUUUGCGAACUUUCAAUUUAUAAACGUACAGUUUGUGACCUUGAGUUGAACUUCAUGACCCUGCGAUGGUUUCUGUCCUGAUGAGGUCACUGAUGAUGAUGAUGAUGUGGGCGUGGUCUGCGUGUCGUUGUGAUGUACGUUUUGUGAUUUGAUCAGAUUCUGUGCGAGUUUGAACUUGAAAAAAAAAGAAGAAAAAAGACUGGAAACAGUCGGCGUCGUGUCUGUUUCUGUUUUUGCUCGGGUGCCAUUUUCCAUUUGAACAAAGGGUUUGUGAACUUUUUUCUAACGGCAGUCUCUACUUUACUUUACUUUACUUUCCAACACAAAACUGUCCUUGUUUAUUUAUUGAUUUGUAUAUAGAGACUUUGUUUUUGCCUUGUACAUUCUCCUUUCUUGUUUAUAGAUUAAUAUAUUCAUGUAUAUAUGAAUAAACUUCAAGUUUCUAAAAGUUCAA